UACCGUAAGGAUAAAAUAGUUUGAUUCUUAUGAGUCUUAAGGCAUUACACACCUGUUUUGGACUUCAUUUUCAUUAUUAAGCCUAUUUCUGACCUGUGGUGUUAGAACACUCAGACCGCACCAGUGACUGUUGUGAGAUCAGCCUAUGACAGGGCAACUAAAGAAAACACAAAGAUCAAACAAACGAGCAUUGUUCGACGUCAAGAAACUGGUCUGAACCUGACAUCUAUCUUCUGUCCUUUGUUGACAGCAACUGGUUGAGGUAUUGAAUAAUCAUUAAGACAACUAACUCGUAAGUGCUCAUAUUCUACAGGAAGAGGCGAGAUGAGUACCAGCAGGAAAUGAAGAGGAGAAUGGACCCGGAUGUGGGUUAAAUGAUUGGUAUAUUUAUGGCCAGGAAGUGUAACUGUUCCUCAGUGGUGACGGGUGUGCAGAAAGUCAUUGCACAGCACAUCCGUUGUGCACCUCUUGGAGUUGAGCUGAAGAAGGGUGUUUGAUUAAGACACAUGCCGACAUAAGAAGUAUAGCAGUAAUUGCCAAGUUACCGUUUAUGUGGAGAUGGAUACCCCACUUACACCCAUCCAGGAGAGUCAAUAGCGAGCUUUACACCUCGUUGCCCUGUCCUCUGCAGCCUGAGCUUCUGAGGUUCACCAUCAUGGAAAGGAAUCUCAUUUUUCCUGUCCAGUCGCACUAUCAGGAAACGGAUGGGUUUGAGGCAGAACAACCUGAGCCGUACUUGGAGGCCAAGUUGUACAUUGAAAGGAUGGAGCAAGAGAGUAAGAGACGUCAGAAAGAAGCAUGCAAGGAUGGAAGCGACGGACCACUGCCCCCGGAUGGCCCGGAACCCUUAGAGCAUGGGGUGUCUGUGACAGUGUACCCCAUUAGGAUUCCCAGCGUGCAUUUGACUUGUGCUACCGUGCAAUGGGAUGUGCCCUCGCCCUCGAGCUCUGUGAAUGAGAUUAACUGUAGAGAUGGAGCUUGCUUGGAUUUGGUAGUUGAUCCCUUGUCCUCAGACAUGCCUUCCUUGAGCCAGGAGGAUAUUACUGUCUUGAUCCCAGAGAAGGAGCAUAGACAGACAGACACUGUAUUGCAGCAAGUGCCAAAUGUAACUGCAAAAGCCCAAGAUGACUCCUCCCAGAUGUAUCAUACACCAGACAUGAAUGAAAAUGUAUGCAUAAUGCCAUCAAAUGAGAAGGACCAAGCACCAUUCAAAGACACUUCACGGACAUCAGUGGCCAGUGAAGAUAAUGGAUCUGGAACAUUUGAUAAGAAUUUUGAAAAAAUACAAAGCAAUGUCAGCAGCGAGGACUCAGAGAUCCAGUUUUGCAUUGAGAGCUCGGAUGCUCUGGAAGAGAAAAACAAAAACAUAAAAGACACAGCAGCAGAAGCUAAGCAAUCACUGGGGGACGCAGGAACAACAAACGCAUGCAUGGAGCUUUACUCCGAGGAAGGCAGGGAGAGACGUGGCAGUAGUGAAAAUGAUCUUUGCCAUUAUGAAGAGGACAUAGAUUCUAAACACCAUUCAAGAACAGCUGGCCAAAAUUUAGAAGAAGACCAUUCACAGCAAACUGAGGAGCCUAACUUAAUGGAAAGGUCCAAUCAAACGCAUCCGUCCAGUACUGCAGCAUCAGGUGAAAAGGCAGAGCUGCCACCUGAAUUUCCCUGUGGUGCUAAGCAAUCGAUAGAGGAAAUAGAUUCUGAAAUGGUGAAGCCAAAGAUGGAUCCAGAGUUAUCACAAUCAGAACAGUUAGAGACAACAGGAAAUUCUGACAAGUCACAGCAAGUCAUAUCUGUUGCAACACUGGAUAUGACCAGUAAUGAAAUGGCUCAGCUGGAGCAAUUACAACAUGAGAAGCUGCAAGAAUCCAUGCAGGUCUGCAGGCCAGAGGAACAGAUAUGUGGUGGGCAUGUAGAAAGCUCACUUGAAAUGGAACCUCCUGAAGAUACACAACAAAUAGAAUGGCUAACAGGAAUAGAACCCUCACAUCAGGUAGCACAGUACAAUUCUUCAGAUGAGGUAGAACAAUGUGAACAGUCAAAACAUCAAGAAGAUUCACUUGAUAAGAAGCUCAUAGAAGACUUCAAGCAAUCUGGAUGUUCUGAAAUAGAACCCUCAAGACAGCCAAAUGAAUCAAAAAUCUUGAGUGUGAGAGAAUCUUCUGAGCUGUCAAAACAAUCUGAGUUUUCUGUUGAGAAAAAACCCUUGGAAUAUUCCGAUGAAUCAGACAUUUCUCAUGAGGAAAAACUUUCUAAACAAUCAAAACAAAAUGAAUGCUCCAGUGAGGAAGAACUAGAGAGACAGGUUCUACAGACACCACUGAUGCCAGAGUCUGUAGAACCUGUGGUUCUGUAUGAGAACGGCAACGCACAGGUUACGGACAGGGAGAAGGCCCGCAAGCUUGCUGAGAGACUCUACAGGCUUGAGAAUAUUCAGCGUACAGAUGUGGUCCAACAUCUGGACAAAGACAAUGACUUCAGUCGUGCUGUUGGUGAGGAGUACCUUAAGUUCUUUGACUUCACAAACCAAAACCUGGAUGAAGCUAUUCGGUCCUUUCUGAAUGAGGUGGUUCUGAUUGGCGAGUCUCAGGAGAGGGAGCGGGUCCUGGAAUGUUUCUCUAACCGCUACCAGCAGUGCAACGCUGACAUGUAUAAUUCAGCUGGGGCCGUGCACACGCUCACGUGUGCUUUGAUGCUGCUUAACACAGACCUGCAUGGACAGAAUGUUGGCAAAGCGAUGUCCUUUACUGACUUUGUGUCUAAUCUGAAUGGGAUGAACGAAGGAGAAAAUUUCAACAAAGACUUAUUGAAGACGCUUUACAACUCGAUCAAGAAUCACCAGCUUGAGUGGGCAGUCGAGGAGACGUAUCUGGUGAAAUCAAUGAGCUUGGACCCGGAAUCGGAUCAGGAUGCAUCCCUUCGCUCAAAGAGCAACCCAUUCCAGGACAUCGCACAUGACAAGAAGGCUACCGUUUUCCAGAAAGGCUUCUUGAAGCGCAAAGCACAUGCUGACAUAGAUGGCAAGCGCACUCCUUGGGGAAAGAGAAGUUGGAAGAUUUUUUAUGCAGUACUUAAAGGAAUGGUGCUCUACUUACAGAAGGAUGAAUACAGAAAGGAUUGGCAGAGUUCCGAGGAGGUGCUUAGUAUUCAUCAUGCCCUGGCUGAGAGAGCGCAGGACUACACCAAGAGACCUCAUGUGUUCCGCCUGCAAACCGCUGACUGGAGGGUCUUCCUCUUUGAGGCAGCGUCAACAGAGCAGAUGAACUCGUGGAUUGGCCGACUUAACCUGGUGUCGGCUUUAUACUCCUCUCCUCCGUUUCCUGCAGCUGUAGGCUCUCAGAGGAGAUUCUGCAGGCCCAUCCUACCUGCAACUCAGUCUGCACUCACUCUGGAGAAGCAGCUGCAGUCUCAUGCAGCCUCGCUGCAGUCCUUUCAAGAGGACCUGAAUGCACUACAGCAGGGGGUGCCAGAGGGCCGCAAGAAAGCCAGAGAAAUGGAGGAGCACAGACUCAGAGAGGAGUAUCUACAACAUGAGAGAUGUCGUUAUGAGACUUAUGUUCAAAUACUGGAGGUCUGGCAGACACUCAGCAAGUCUUCAGAAACAGCUAGUGGGACAGACCUUACUCAUUUUGACAAAGAGCUGUGGAAAGGAAUCGCCAUGGAAGAUGAGGAGGAUGAUGAGAUCGAUGGAGGGAUGAUGCGAUCUCAUUCCAGUCCAUCUCUCGAGCUAGAAGUAGCUCCUCCACCGAUUGUGAAAGUGAGGCGUAACAUCUCAGAGAGACGGACAUAUCGGAAGAUAGUUAUUCCUCGACGUAACAAGGAGUUAUGAGACAAAAUGGAACAAGACUUUAUUACCCAGUCCUGUACGAGUAGUGCAGAAGCGCUUCAAAAGGCCAAUUACCAUUGCAACAGUGUUUAUAAAGCUAUGCUACAAGCAUCUCUCAGACCUCAGGUUAUUUCAUGUUUUGCUGUUUACUUCUUAUUUACCAGUUCUGUGCUUCUUACCGUUCUCAGUUUGUCCCCUUUUCUCCUACUCACUGAUACUGUCCACAAGAGGGCAGUAUUGAACGGGUAAUAGCGAGUACCAAUUGCCUUCAUCUGAGAUUUGCUAUAGAGACACAUUUCUACAGAUGGUUUCCUGAUCAGUCACCACAGGCCAUACUCUUUUCUUUCACAUUCUACCGAGUGCUAGACAGUUAAUGAACAGUGAAAAGUGAGAUCAUAAAAGCUCUCAAUAGUGGCAUUUAUAGUUAGCAUUUUGAGCCCAUUUUGAUGUCAUAUUUUGCACAUUUGUUUAAGAUGUCCAUUUUACUUUGAUAUAAGUAACUUGGAGUUUAAAUUAUGUUAAAGUUUUAUCAUGAUCAAGAUACAAUGUGUAAAUCUAUUCUAUAAUAUUCAUUUAAAAAGUAAUGCAUAUGUAUGUUGCAUUUUUUUUUUUUAAAUGUAUUUUGAAGUCUAGGCCAAAUGCGUUUCUGUAGCGCAAAGAAAAAAAAACAAUAAAGGAAAAAUACC
Messenger RNA from Electrophorus electricus (electric eel), 4509 nucleotides. Its product is annotated as PH and SEC7 domain-containing protein 4. Gene Ontology annotation, molecular function: protein binding; guanyl-nucleotide exchange factor activity; phospholipid binding. Gene Ontology annotation, biological process: regulation of ARF protein signal transduction. NCBI's taxonomy places the organism in Eukaryota, Metazoa, Chordata, Actinopteri, Gymnotiformes, Gymnotidae. The record is from RefSeq and is a predicted model, not a curated record.